UGGUGGGUAUAGACCCAAACUACAAGGCACAAAGCACUACAGAGCAAAGGAGCUAAACCAACUUCACCACUCGGUCUUCUUCUACACAAGGAAGGCGCUAGCCCUCACCGCCGUCAUCACAGAAUAUGGGCAUCAGAUUUCUUCUUAACAUUGCCAUUCGGAAUUUCUGUGGAGAUGGUCUGCAGCAUGUUCAGAUAAUGUGAAGAAAUGGUGGGACUAUCCAUAGGAGAAAAGCAUUUUAUACAGGGUGGCAUUGCUCAGGAUCUUCGAUCUGAUGGCCGAAAAAGAUUGACAAUUCGGCCCAUCUAUGUUGAAACUGGAGUCAUUUCCCAGGCAAAUGGUUCAGCAAGGGUCAGGAUGGGUGCCACAGAUGUCAUUGCCUGUGUGAAGGCAGAACUUGGAAGGCCGAAUGCGUUGCAACCUGACAAAGGAAAGGUCGUUGUGAAUGUUGAUUGCAGUCCCACUGCAGCACCAAUGUUUGAGGGUAGAGGGGGUGAGGAGCUGUCAGCAGAACUCUCAGUUGCUCUUCAACGUUGUCUCUUGGGUGGUAAAAGUGGAUCUGGUGCUGGAAUUGAUCUCUCCUCUCUGGUAGUUGUGGAAGGAAAGAUCUGUUGGGAUCUUUACAUCGACGGCCUUGUUGUUAGUUCAGAUGGGAAUCUGCUAGAUGCCCUUGGUGCUGCUAUAAAGUAUUAUGUGGCCAAAGAAAAGUCCAGUGGCAUGACUUAUCUUUUAAAGAAACUGAUGUUCCCCAAGGCUGCUUUGAGCAAUACAGGCAUCCCAAAAGUAAAUGUUGCAGCUGGUGCAUCAGGCGAUGAGCAACCAGAGGUUGACGUAAGCGAUGAGGAAUUUCUGCAAUUUGACACAUCUAGGGUCCCUGUCAUAGUUACAUUAACAAAGGUAGGCAGGCACUAUAUUGUAGAUGCCACUUCAGAAGAGGAAUCACAAAUGUGCUUGGCUGUUUCUAUUUCCAUGAAUAGGCAAGGCCACAUUUGUGGGUUGACAAAACGGGGAGGUGCCGGCCUAGAUCCAAGCAUCAUUCUUGACAUGAUAUCUGUGGCAAAAACAGUAAGUGAGCAGCUGAUAAACACAUUGGAUUCUCAUAUAGCUGCUGCUGAAGCUGGCGAAGAGGAGUCGUGACAUAAUUAGAACCUCUGAUACAUUUAAGUAGGUGGGUUCGAGUGGGUCCUAGGUAUAUGAAAAUUGUAAUGCUGAUAAUUUCACUUAAAGCUGAUGAGAACGUUUGAUUUGUUGUAUGCGUAUUUGGCACCAUUUAACCAAAAUUAGUAUGGGUCUUUUGCUUUGCUGAUA
This is a messenger RNA of Prunus dulcis (almond), 1308 nucleotides long. Its product is annotated as exosome complex component RRP42-like. Gene Ontology annotation, cellular component: cytoplasmic exosome (RNase complex); nuclear exosome (RNase complex). NCBI's taxonomy places the organism in Eukaryota, Viridiplantae, Streptophyta, Magnoliopsida, Rosales, Rosaceae. Gene Ontology annotation, biological process: U5 snRNA 3'-end processing; nuclear polyadenylation-dependent rRNA catabolic process; nuclear polyadenylation-dependent mRNA catabolic process. The transcript has 9 exons. The record is from RefSeq and is a predicted model, not a curated record. Bases 208 to 1137 code for a protein of 309 amino acids.